CCGCGCGUUACCACGGCAACGGCGGCGGGAUGGCGUCCGAGGAGCGGGAGUGGAACAAACGGGCCGCCCGGCUGCGGGCCGAGCUGGAGCGGGAGCGGCGGCUGGAUGAGGCGCUGCGGGCGGCAGAGGAGAACAGAAAGCAGAGGGCGCUGCAGCUGGAGCGAGAGCAGAAGCUGGCGGCGGAGAUGGCCAGGAGGGACCUCGAGAAGAUGAAGGACGAGAAGCUCCGGCAGCAAGUCAGAGCCAACAGUCUUGAACUUCGAGAGUUAGAAAGAAAGCUAAAAUAUGCCUAUAUGAAUAAAGAACGAGAUGCACAGAUGGCUGAAAAAAAAGCUUUUUACGAUGAGAAACUGAAAUGGGAGGAUGAAAUAGCCCAAGAGAUGAAGGAAGAGCACGACAGGUUAAUGCAAGAAGAACUUGCUGCAGAAAUGAGGCGCAACCAGGAGAAGAUAAUGUACCAUCAGGAACUGGACAAACAGCUUGAGGAACAGGAGAGGAAGAAGCAGAAGGCCUAUGAAGAGUUUCUGAGAGAGAAACUCAUGAUUGAUGAGAUUGUAAGAAAGAUCUAUGAAGAAGACGAAAUGGAAAAACAACGAAAAUUAGAUAAAGUGAGAGAAACUCAGACAUAUAUUGAAGAAUAUAUAAAAGAACAAGCUAUGUGGAGGAGAAAGAAAAAGGAAGAGAUGGAAGAAGAAAAUAGGAAAAUUAUGGAGUUUGCCAACAUGCAGCGACAAAGAGAAGAUGAUUGGAUGGCUAAAGUUCGAGACACUGAGGAGAAAAAACAGAAAGUUCAAAACAUGGUUGCUGAGACUAUGGAAAGAGAACAACAGAAGCGUCAAGAACAGGAACAAAUCCGCCAAGAGCUGUAUCUGGAAGAACAAGAGGAGAUGGAAAGGAAGAAGGAGAUGGCAGAAAUUGAGAAGAGAAUAAGGCAGCGCCUGGAGUUAAGGCAAACCUAUGAAGAGCAGUUUGCUAUGAAGGCAGCAGCACAGCGAGCUCUGCGGGAGGAGGAGGAAGCCUUCCGCCAGCAGAUGUUGGCCAGGCUGGCAGAGGAGGAUCGGAUCGAGGAGCUGAACGCUCAGAAACGCAGGAUGAGACAGCUGGAGCACAAAAAGGCUGUGGAAGAAAUCCUGGAAGACCGUCGCAGACAGUUCAUUGCAGACAAAGAGCGUGAAGUUGAAGAAAGAGAGUUAGAGAAGAGAAGACAAGAAAGCAUCCGUGCAAUUGUUGAAGAGGAGAGGCAGAAACUCCUGAAGGAGCACGCCUGGAAACUGCUGGGUUAUCUGCCUCGAGGGAUACUCAAAGAUGAAAAUGACAUUAACAUGCUUGGAGAAGAUUUUAGGUUGGCUUACCAGCAGAGAAGAGGUAAUGAAUUAUCAGAAGAGAGCUGAACCUUUCCCCAGCUCAGCUCCUGCUUUGCCACUAGGUGUCAGCUGAUUCCCAAUGAAAACUUCCAUUUGCUGUUAACAGUGAGGAACUCCUUUUUAACACCAUUAAAAGUCUCCAUUUUAAGACCAAAGUUCUCAGCUGAUGAGCAGUUAGUUUUAUAUAGAUGUGUGCUGCACAUUUUUCAUCAAUAAACUGUUCUGAGUUCUCAGUUCUCAGUGGUGUAGCAAUGUUAGAAAUGUUUUCUCCAGCAGCACAGCAGAAACCAAGCUGGUGUAAAUGCACACAUGUAUUCCAAUAUGGACUACAGGAUUCUCUUCAUGCACUAGUUCUGGGGGGAAUGGGAAGAUUUGGCUGUACUGGCACUACACUAUGAUCCUAAUCCUCCUCAAAGUGGUAGAUCUGAGAUACUUUGCUGGUAGAUCUAAGGCAGAGACAUUGUUCCAUUCUGAGGUCAGAACCACUGUUUGUACCUUUCAGUGCAUAAACUGACUUUUUGUGCCAUGUUCCUAUUCACCUCCCCUGAGGGAGGAAUCCAUUGGAAUCACUGAGGUCUCACAGAGGUUCAUGGAAGCAGCACAGGCCUGUAUUGCUCCUGUUCAUUAGUGUACACAUGGUAUGCUCAGCUCAUCUACCCUUAAUCUUUUACCUAGUUCUUGAUUACAGUGAUGACUGGUGCUUGUAGAGCACCUGUGAAUAGUCACAGCUCCUGACUUAUCCCCAAGCAGCAGCUGAUGGCCAGGGAAAGGUUUAAUAUUUUCACCUUGACUAAAGGAGUCUGUCUGGGCAGUGAGGGGCAAGUCUCAUGUGUGGUUAUGCCAGCCAGGGGGGAAGAUGUAAUGACUAAAACAAGUUAUGAUCAUUUCUAUAAAAGAGCUGUUGGUGCUUAAAUUAGAUGCCAGACCAACCAGCUUUGAGGGGAGAUCUGUUACAGAGAACAGACAAGGCCAAUUUUCCAACCACGUGUUUUAAAAAGGACGUGACAUUUUCUUCUCAACUGGAUCACUGGUUAAUUUAUUUCUGUUGCAACAAGGAAUUUUCUGAGACUAAAUCCUGCCUUCUUUGGACUGAAUAUUACCAUAGAUAAGGUAUUGUUUUAAAUGCUAAAACAGAGCAAACUGAUUAACAAAGUUCACUUGUUGGACUAUUCCUUGCACGGUCUGUGCUUCUCUGCUAGUUACAGAAUGGACAGUUUGGCCUGACACUGCAGUAGAAAUUUGUAUUUCAUACAACAUUACAACCCAAGCUGUCAGGCUUACAAAAGUUAAACAAUUUAAACAUAAGCAAAAUCAACAAAAUCAAUUUGCUGGGAUAUACAGUUAUUGACUAUUAACAAGGAUUCAUAUACAGUCCCAAAAUAAUGUACCAUCUGAGUUGUCUUUCAAACAGAAGCUGUUUUUUAAUGGAAUCAAUAAUUUCCCCACUCAAGAGCUUUCAUGAAUUCCUCUUCAGUAAAAGAAAGCAUCUUGGUAGCUUCAAUGUGCAUCUUAAGAAAAAACAAAAAACAAUUAGGAGCAGAGGUAAAAGAGCGUGACCAAUACAAAAUCUUGGAUACCUGGGAUAGCUCAAAGGGGCUUCAAAUCUAUAAUUUGAUUUUUUUUUUUUUUUGGUACUGUGGUCUGAUGGAUGUUCACCUGUUCCAGCUGAAGCUGCUAAUCAUAUUUUUCUGCGAAAAUUUGUAGUGUAGGGAUGUGAUAAAUUUUAUGCUAAACACUAAGUUCAGCUCUAGUAAAAUAGGACUAAUAGCUUUUCCUAGUUCCUUAUAUUGCUUUAAAAAUAUCUCGGGUUUACUGAGGCAUGGAAAUGCCUGAAAAUCUAACAACUUGUGACCUCUGAAGAACACAUAAGGAAACUGGUCCAUGUUCUCUCAAGCUGAUCAAUAUGUGUAUUGAUCACAGCUUAACAUUAAAGUUAUUCCAAACCAAA
Molecule: messenger RNA, 3312 nt
Organism: Pipra filicauda (Wire-tailed manakin)
Lineage: Eukaryota; Metazoa; Chordata; Aves; Passeriformes; Pipridae
Gene: MNS1
Product: meiosis specific nuclear structural 1
Exons: 10
Coding region: 30-1391 (453 amino acids)
Biological process (GO): cilium organization
Cellular component (GO): motile cilium
Source: RefSeq, a predicted model, not a curated record